AUGACCACUAGGUUCUACAGUGCUUCUCUGAGACACCAAGGCAUCAACGGAGCCAGGAGAUUCGCAAGUUCACAGGCUACGGAGUGGCCAGCGCGACAGCAGCAACAGGCCUCCGCCUUGAGCACAGCUCCGAAGGAACUUCCGGACCUGCGGAAGUUGCCCGCCCUCGUUUUGAAGAGCAAGGAACGGUUCUUGUCCACGGACGGCAUCCCGACACCCCAGCUCGUGCUUGCGGCAUUGAGGACCUGCCAGACGGCGGCGAAUGCGAUACACCCACACCUCUCACAGACUGCGCCAAGAUCCAGUACAACGACUUCCACCGCGUCGAGCCUCUUGUCGCUCGACUCGGACGGUGGUGCCUCAAGCACUUUGUCUGGCGGCUCAAGCAGCCUGCAGCAGGGCUCAAACGCCCCAGCGCUCCUGAGGGAGGCUGUCAACAGUGUUUCCGAAUCAGCCUACGCCAUCGUCGCCCACCCCCCAGUUUCCAUCACGCCUGAGAUCCUUGACCUCUACGUGCACGUCCAGGCCAGACUUGGCAGGCCCGAGACACUGCCCCACGUAUUCGAGCUGUAUGCGUCCAAGCCCAAACCUGAAGUUGUUGCUGGCGCCAUCAAAUACGUUGAGCAAAACCCCAAACGGGCAGACAAGGCGAUCGAAGCGACUACGGCCGAAACCGGGUUGGGGGUUGCUAUUGAGGCCAAGAACCUCGAUGCCGCGCUAGGCGUGAUUGAAUGCUGCUACACCAGCCACGCUUUCAGACGACAGAAGCUCCUGAAGAAGGCGUUUCUCCCCGCGGCAGUCAUGGGCGCGGCCCCAUUUGCCGCCUACGCACUGGCUUCCGUCAUGUCCAACUUCCAGAACACGGUCGAGGCGUCGACGGCCACGACGCUAGGAUUUGCGGCCAUCAUGGCGUACCUCAGCUUCACAUCCACGAUCGGCGUGGUGGCCAAAAUCACGUCCAACGACCACAUGAAACGCGUCACCUGGGCGCCUGGUAUCCCGCUGCAUGAGCGGUGGAUGCGUGAGGAGGAGAGGGCGGGCCUGGACGCUGUGGCUUGCGCGUGGGGUUUUAGGGAGAAGUGGCGGCAUGGAGAAGAGGGUGGAGUAGAGUGGGAAUCUAUGCGCGAGUACCUGGGACUCAAGGGCAUGAUCCUCGACCGGGUCGAGUUCAUGGAGGGCAUGCAGUGA
Molecule: messenger RNA, 1188 nt
Organism: Verticillium alfalfae VaMs.102
Lineage: Eukaryota; Fungi; Ascomycota; Sordariomycetes; Glomerellales; Plectosphaerellaceae
Exons: 1
Coding region: 1-1188 (395 amino acids)
Source: RefSeq, a predicted model, not a curated record